UUCGGCUUCGACUUCGACGUCUUUCGACAAGCUUCACGCAACACGUAGGUAUUUUCGCCUCAUUAGGUGGCGAACCACGACAACACCGUCCACCUAUCGCUCAUCUACGCUCUUUGACAAUAUACGAGUAUAAGCAGCCCAGAGGACGGCACAUCGCACGCUGCGGGGACUGUGUGCAUCGUGCCGUGAGGUUGGGGUCCGAGAUCGAGUAGGGUUGAAAGAGUGGAUGAUGGCUUUCCAGACCUCUGCUGCGCUGCCUAGCAUGGCAGCGGCAGCGACGGAGCUGUGGCCUUCGAUGACGAAUGCGGUGUCGGCGCCGUGGAGGAUCUUGGGACAGAGGACCCAAAGGAAGGGUGCGCAGGUUCAGCAAGUGGCCCAGUACAGCUCUUCUGUGUCGAAGGCCGCUCUUCCAGAAUUCAUGAAAGACCUCCCGCCGUCCUUUUCUUCCUCCCUCACACCACAAAUCGCAUCUCAAGCACCUUUUAACAUCCGGACUACCGUUUCAGCAAUGCAGAAGGGGACGCUGGCUGCUGCGAACCCCAUCUCCAGACGGGUGUUUAUGGGCCCGCCACAAGUCCGCCAGCUGUCUACGAUACCGCAGUUUCGAAUUCAGCGGCCUACUGCACCUUUCACGAAGAUUGCAAAGCCCCAGGAGAGGACUAUAUUUGGCAGUACCUCGAGGAAUCUUCUAGCGCACAUGGAAGAGACGGCGAACAGAAAUCCGAAUAGCGCUACUGCCCAGAAUGCCUUCUACCAAGCUUUGUUACGUGCUAAUAUGCCUGCCAUAAUCGUCGAGAGAUACCAAACCGGUCAAUUCGCCACAAAUGCGCAUGCUGAUGCGGCGUACCAUAAGGCGCUGGCUAUGCUGGGCGGUGAAGCAACUUCUGGGAACCAACUUGCUGGACAACCAAACAAUCUCACCGACACACAAUUACAGGCUAUUGGCCAAGCAAUCGCCGCUUCGUCACGAGGGGGGAACGUUGCCGUGGCUCGUGGACCCAACAAUGGUAGCGGGGCAAAAGAUGCACCGCUUCAUGUUGUGGUCGAAGAGACCAUUGGUGGCACCAUCUUCAAAUGGGUGAAAUUCCUCCUCUACUUCUGUCUGUUUACAUAUCUGAGCAUGGUGGUCGUUACAAUGAUGAUCGAGACCUUCAAUACGUUCCGAAAGGUUGGCGGAAAAGCCGACAAUGAGGCCAAGGCGGAACAUCAGACUGUGCGGUUCUCAGAUGUCCAUGGAUGUGACGAAGCCAAGGAGGAAUUGCAAGAGCUCGUGGAAUUCUUGAAGAACCCUGAGAAGUUUUCCACGCUCGGUGGCAAACUCCCCAAGGGUGUACUGCUUGUUGGGCCUCCUGGAACCGGAAAGACUCUGUUGGCACGUGCCGUCGCUGGCGAAGCGGGCGUUCCUUUCUUCUUCAUGUCUGGUAGUGAGUUCGACGAAGUCUAUGUGGGAGUUGGUGCAAAGCGAGUUCGUGAGCUCUUUGCUGCCGCCAAGGGAAAAGCUCCUGCUAUUGUCUUCAUCGAUGAGCUGGACGCUAUUGGAGGAAAGCGUAACGCACGAGACGCCGCCUACGUCAAGCAGACUCUCAACCAACUUCUCACUGAGCUGGAUGGUUUUGAACAGAACAGCAAUGUUAUCAUCCUUGCUGCUACCAACUUCCCUGAGUUGUUGGAUAAGGCUCUUACCCGACCUGGCCGAUUCGAUCGAAAUGUUGUCGUUGGUCUUCCUGACGUCCGUGGCCGCAUGGCCAUUCUCAAGCAUCACAUGAAGAACGUUAUUGUCGGCAAAGAUGUGAGCCUUGAAGCCCUUGCAGCAGGAACCCCGGGCUUCUCAGGUGCCGAACUUGAGAACAUCAUCAACCAAGCCGCUGUACACGCGAGCAAGGCUAAGGCGCAAGCUGUCACUAUGUUCGACUUCGAGUGGGCUAAGGAUAAGGUCAUGAUGGGCGCCGAGAAAAAGAGCAUGGUCAUUAGCCAGAAGGAAAAGGAGAUGACUGCGUACCACGAGGCUGGUCAUGCUUUGGUGAUCAUGUUUACACCUGGCAUGAACCCAUUGCAUAAAAUCACCAUCAUGCCUCGUGGCCAGUCCCUUGGUAUGACGAUGCACUUGCCAGAGAUGGACAAAUACUCUAUGGGAAUGAACGAAUAUCAGGCUCAAAUCGACGUUUGUCUCGGGGGUAAGGUUGCGGAAGAAAUGAUCUACGGGCCUGACAAGGUUACCAGUGGAGUUGCUAGUGAUCUUCAAAAGGCAACCCAAAUCGCUUAUGCGAUGGUAACGCGUUUCGGAAUGUCCUCAGAGCUCGGUAAUGUCGAUUUAGCAUCCAAUCAUGACAUGCUAUCAGCCGGUACGAAGCAGCUGAUUGAGUCGGAAGUCCGCCGCGUCAUUGAAGAGGGUCGCGCUCGUGCUACCGCUCUUCUCCAAAACAAGCGCAAGGAAUUAGAUUACCUUGCGAGGGCGCUGGUGGAUUACGAGACACUGAGCAAGGACGAGGCCUACAAGGUGAUCAAGGGAGAAAAGCUGGAAGGUAAACUGGUGAUGCCAAGCGGCAACAUCAAGAUACCUACUCUAGGCGGAUCAAUAGGUGGUGAAUUACCCGAGGUGCCUCAGCUCCCAGGGAGCACACCGGAAGCGGGUAAUGGUGGGAAGGAGCCGCCAGCGGAAGGUGGCGCAGUUGCGUGA
Messenger RNA from Amorphotheca resinae ATCC 22711, 2677 nucleotides. RefSeq lists its product as hypothetical. The record is from RefSeq and is a predicted model, not a curated record. Gene Ontology annotation, cellular component: mitochondrial inner membrane. NCBI's taxonomy places the organism in Eukaryota, Fungi, Ascomycota, Leotiomycetes, Helotiales, Amorphothecaceae. The transcript is spliced from 4 exons. Gene Ontology annotation, molecular function: ATP-dependent peptidase activity; metalloendopeptidase activity; ATP binding. The coding region runs from base 227 to 2677 and encodes 816 amino acids. Gene Ontology annotation, biological process: mitochondrion organization; protein quality control for misfolded or incompletely synthesized proteins.